Vigna radiata var. radiata (mung bean) is the source of this 847-nucleotide messenger RNA. RefSeq names its product ribosomal RNA large subunit methyltransferase E. The record is from RefSeq and is a predicted model, not a curated record. Gene Ontology annotation, molecular function: rRNA (uridine-2'-O-ribose)-methyltransferase activity. The coding region runs from base 4 to 693 and encodes 229 amino acids. NCBI's taxonomy places the organism in Eukaryota, Viridiplantae, Streptophyta, Magnoliopsida, Fabales, Fabaceae. Gene Ontology annotation, biological process: RNA methylation. The transcript is spliced from 2 exons.
GAGAUGGGUGUGGGUGGAACUGCAGACUUUUUCUACAAGGAGGCUCAACGGCUAGGCUACGUGGCUCGCUCCGCCUUCAAACUUCUUCAGAUUCAGAAGCAACAUAACCUAAUCAACCGUGGCGCCACCGUUCUCGACCUCGGUUGCGCUCCCGGAGGGUGGCUCCAGGUGGCUUGUCAGAGCUUGGGACCCUUCCACGGCGGAGGCUCCGUCCUCGGCGUCGACACCAAAAAAGUCAAGGUUCCCCCUCUUCACUGCGAUUCUAGGGUUCAGACCAUCUCUGCUGACGUCACCACCCUCUCUCACCACCGACUCAGAGCCCUUUCUCCCAAGGAAAAAGGGUUUUCGGUGGUACUCUCCGAUAUGUGUCCCUUAGUCUCCGGAAUCACUACCAAAGACGCGGCCUUGUCGUUUGAGCUUGGGAUGCGUGCCUUGGAUUUGGCUCUCGGCAACAAAAUUCACCUGGAGCCAAUUGACGAUGACCCUUCUUGUUCCGAGGACGGUAAAGGAGUGUUGAAGAUUGGUGGGCACCUUGUUAUCAAGCUUCUCGAGAGUGAAGAUGCCAAAGAAAUUAACCAGCUUUCUAAACCGUUCUUUAAGAAGACAUCAUGGCUGAGACCUAAAGCUACAAGGCCUUCGUCAAGAGAGAUUUAUUUGAUAUGUCAGGGUUUAAAGCCAGAUGCUAAGAUAUAGAUUAGAUUUGAUGUUAAGUAUGUCAAGAGAGUUUUGCUUCCGUUUGAUGGUGGCAACUGGUGUGUUUGUGAAAUUCAUUAUUUUUCUGGCUGGCUUUUGAUGAUCAUUAUUAGUAUUAUUUUCCAAGGCAUAAUACUGACCUUAUUUCACCUCA